Effrenium voratum is the source of this 1976-nucleotide messenger RNA. The record is from the annotation of a GenBank genome assembly. NCBI's taxonomy places the organism in Eukaryota, Dinophyceae, Suessiales, Symbiodiniaceae.
AAGGGCAUGAAUCCUUUGAAUGUAUCCCAGACCCGCUUAGCCAUGCAAUGGCUGGAGAUGACGUCCAGAUCUUCGGGCUGCUGCGUGCCCAAGGCAUUGUCUACCAGCUGGAGGAAGCAGAGACCACCAUUGGUCGGGGAGAAGAAUGCAGCCUGGUACUGGAUGGCAAGGGCAUCUCGCGAAUGCACGCGCGUCUCAACUUCUCCCCGGAGCCGCGGCUCACGGACUUGGGCUCUGGCAAUGGCAGCUUCGUGAACGGCGCCCGGCUCAGGCCUCACCAGCCGCAGGCGCUGCAGCACGGGGACGUGGUGCGCAUCGCCUUUGCCAAGUGGACCUUCAGCUUCGAGCUCCCGAGGCCCGCGCGGCGGCCGCAGGCGGUAGAGACGGAGGCGCCCAAAGAGGCGCAGGAGCCGCGGAUGCCAAAGGAGCCCAAGACGCCGGAGAAGAAGGAGUUACAGGAGCCACGCUCAGAGACUCCAAGGGCGCCGGCGCCGGCGCCGGCUUACGUGCUUCCAAUGCCUUACCCGCCGUAUCCUUGGCAGGCGCAGCCACCUCCGCCACCGCCAGAGAGGCCCGAGGACGCGGAGUGGAAGAAGGAUCUACUGCAACGGCUCUGGCAACUUGAGGCCAACGUCUCCAAGUUGGCGGACGCCAACGCAGAGGUUUGCCAGGCGUUGCGCUCCAAAAGCGAAGAGCGACGAGCGGAGAAAGGCUACGAGGACGAGGUCUUCCAGGCCGUCUCUGCCCUGAGCGCUGCGGCCGAUCGCCUGGCUCGCCAGAGCGAUCGAUCCCCGGGCUCGCCGGGCUCGCCGCCGGUGUCGCCCCCUGCGGCGCCGGAGGAGCCAGAGUGGCCCAGAACGGUGGAGAAAGAAAGCAUCCGUGUGGACAGCCCGCCACAUGAAGAGCAGUCGCCCAAGUGGGAGAUUGUGCCAGUGGAGGAGGACAUGUUGUUAGAGGACAACUUCCAGACGGAGGAUUGGGAUGCGCUGAUUGCAGAGACCCAGCGAAAUCUGUCGCUUUACGCCAUGCUGUCCGGGGCCAAUGAGCCGGACUUUGAGAGCAAAAGCGUGUCAUCUGUCAGCAGCUCUUGCUGCAAGCAGCUCAUGUUCGAAGGGGCCAUCGGGGACUCCUCGUGCAUUCUGGAGGCCAUCCUGGGCGCGCUGGAGGAGUUGGAGAACCUGGGCUUGGGCAGCUCCAAAGUGGGGAACCACCGGCGGUGGCACGCCCUGGCGGAGGAGAUUGAAAGGCUCAAAGAGGAGGAGGUGCUGGAGCGGGAGUUCGUCGAGAAGCUGGAACAGGAGGAGGAGCUCCUGCGUGCGGAGGCCUUUGCCCCGGCCACGGCCGAAGAGUUGCUCUUGGAGCUUGACAGGAUGGAGCUGAAGAAGAAGCAGACCAAAGAGGAGCUGGAGCAGCUCUCUGCGGAGUUGAAGGAGAAGUCUCGGGCAGACUAUGCCAUGAAGCUGCACUCCCAUGCAGAAGAAGUUGCUGAUCGCCUACAAGAAGCUGAGAAUUCAGGCUGCGACCAGCGCUUGGCGCAACUCCAGCGGGUGCAGCGCUUAUUGCUUAUGGACGACAACGGCUUCGCGCUGGACGCGUACCAUGUCCCCAAGGUGGGCUCCGAGUUCACAGUGCCCGGCGGCACUAUGCCCAAGGCGAGCGAGCCCCGGGCCCCGCGGCGCUUUCCCGGCGGAGCGGCGGAGCCGUGGUUCUUUCUGUGGGCCCCCAACGAGGCUGGCAGCUUGUUCACCGAGGUGAAGCGCAAUGCCAAGUGGCCUGGGCCAGACCACUACAAGAAAGAGGGCAAGCCGGAGCCUGAGAGUCGGCCGUUUGGGCAGAAGGCCGCCUUGGGCCAGUCUGCGCCCCAGUUCCGUGGGCUUGGUCUACAGGCAAACCGGACAGGAAGGUUUAGCAAGCUGCCGCGGGAAGAUCCCAACGGCAAGAAGAACUGGCCUGCUGUGGGCCAGCCAGCCUCCUGA